Molecule: messenger RNA, 1923 nt
Organism: Rhododendron vialii
Lineage: Eukaryota; Viridiplantae; Streptophyta; Magnoliopsida; Ericales; Ericaceae
Product: lysine histidine transporter-like 8
Exons: 5
Coding region: 121-1674 (517 amino acids)
Cellular component (GO): plasma membrane
Source: RefSeq, a predicted model, not a curated record
UCGGCACUUUCCUUCCAAACUCUACUUUCUCAAAAUAAACUAUAAAUAUUGACUCGUAGGCAGUUGGUAACUUGCGUGAAGGGCGGAGUGAGGGAAAAAACAGAGAAGUGUUCCAGAGGUAUGGGUGAGGUAGUUGAAGACAGCGCCACCGCGCCACCGCCGGUGGUAUCAGCCCCACCGAUGCAAACUCAGUACAACUCACCCUCUCUGUCAAGAAAGCCAUUACUCCAAAUAGAACACCCAAAUGCAGCAAAAACCAAGAGUCCGAAGACCUCUCAUUCUCGGACUCCGAGCUUCAUAACACCCUUGGGGAGUCCAGUGAGGAGGGCCAUUAAGCUCACGAAGCUUGACCCCCAAGAUGCUUGGCUACCCAUCACCGAGUCCAGAAAUGGAAAUGCUUAUUACGCUGCUUUUCAUACACUCUGUUCUGGCAUUGGGAUUCAGGCUCUUGUUGUCCCUGUUGCCUUCACUGUUCUUGGCUGGGCAUGGGGAACAAUAAGUUUGACAGUGGCAUUCGUUUGGCAGUUGUACACACUGGGGCUGUUGGUUAAGCUUCAUGAAUCCACCGAAACUGGGAUGCGUUAUAGCAGAUACCUCCAACUCUUCAGUGCAACUUUCGGUGACAAAAUGGCAAAUAUUUUUGCCGCCUUCCCAAUAAUGUAUCUGUCCGGCGGAACUUGCGUUGCCCUAAUCAUAAUUGGCGGUGGAACAAUGAAAACCUUCUACCAAAUAGCGUGCGGGGCAAGUUGCGCCGGCAAGCCAAUGCCGUUAACCACGGUGGAGUGGUACUUGGUUUUCACUUGCGCUGCCGUGCUUCUGUCUCAGCUGCCCAACUUGAACUCCAUCGCCGGUGUAUCUCUCGUCGGUGCUAUCACCGCCAUCGGCUACUGCACGAUAAUGUGGAUUGUUUCGGUCACAGAGGGCAGGCUUGAUGGUGUGUCGUACGAUCGAGUGAGACCGGUCUCCAAUGUUGUUUGGAUAUUUGGCAUUUUGAAUUCGUAUGGAAUUAUUGCUUUUGCUUUCAGAGGCCAUAAUCUUACCCUCGAAAUUCAGGCAACAAUGCCUUCAAGUGAGAAGCAUCCAUCCCAUGUGCCAAUGUGGAGAGGGGUUCAAAUUGCUUAUGUGAUUGUUGCAAUGUGCUUAUUUCCUCUUGCGAUAGGAGGAUAUUGGGCUUAUGGCCACAAGAUACCAGAAAAUGGUGGAAUGUUAGCAGCAAUUUACACGUACCACGGACGCGACACAUCGCAAGCUGUUUUAGGAUUAGUGAGCCUGUUCAUCAUAGUAAACGCAGUGAGCUCCUUCCAGAUCUACGCCAUGCAAAUGUUUGACGACAUGGAGUCCAAGUUCACCAGCAGGAUGAACAGGCCCUGCCCGUGGUGGCUCCGGGCAAUCUCCCGGGCCAUGUUUGGGUAUGGGUGCUUCUUCGUGGCUGUUGCGAUUCCCUUCUUGGGUAGCUUCGCUGGGUUGAUCGGUGGGGUUGCAUUGCCCGUGACAUUUUCAUAUCCGUGUUUCAUGUGGCUUAAGAUUAAGAAACCCAAGAAGCAUAGUUUCGCGUGGUGGCUCAACUGGGGACUGGGAAUUUUGGGCAUGGUUUUGAGCGUUUUGGUGAUUGCUGCUGGGGUUUAUGUUGUGAUUGACACUGGCAUUAAAGUGAGCUUUUUCAAGCCUCAGUAAAGGAUAGAGCCUGCGGGGGAUAUGGUAAGGAAGUGUAUUUUAUAGACAUUGGCUCUGAUUUGAAUGGGUCUGAUGAGCUGAAGGAAGUAUUGUUAGAUUUCCUUCAAAGCUUUUGUGUUUAUAGUUGCUUGCAACCAUCAAAUAAUGCUCUCACCAAUAUACUCCACUCUAUGUACUUGGACGUUCUUCUGUAUCUGUUAACCAUAGAAAAACAAUGCCACAUUUUGUGCACAGUGAUUGUGCGGCACA